GCAAUUGAGGAGCUUCCUUGAUGAUAGCGCACCAGUGUAGACGUCUUCGAGACCCGUGAACGUUAAUGGCGGCCAAUUGUGAGGUAGCUUGUUUCUUUGGUCACAUUGACAAGGCAAAGGAUCUAUCUCAGGGAGGCACGAGCAGUCUCACAGAAAGCUCGGCUCCUUUAUUCAGGGCGGUGACUGUACCUUACUCAAAGUCGUUCUUUCCUUCCCCUGGCUCUGCCGGCUUUCUUGGCUCACCAUCUGGCAGUCCUCGACUUCAGGUUCUCUACCAACUUCUGUUUACAACUUCGGCCUGAACAAUUCCAUCUUCUCUUACCAAACUUGGAGACCUACAAUUCACAUUUAACCUCAACUUCUUAACUACCUGGUUUUAGGAACGAACAACUCUCACCCUCACUCAACUUCCUACCUACAACCACCAAUCCCACACCUGAAAUGAUCCUCAAAGCCCUCCUCCUGGCGCCCCUCGCCGCCGCCACCCCCCUCCUAUCCCCCAAGUUAAUCUCCCUGAACCCCACCGACUCCGACACCGAAAUCUACAAAUCCGUCCCCUCCUCCCCUCCCCAGGAAGUCUACCGCUCCUUUCACCCCCACUCCUCGAGAAGCUACCUCGAAACAGGCACCGGUGCCUUCCCCGCCCCAGCAGCUUGCACCACCGGCCCCGCCGCCUCCUCCAACGACGACAGCGGGUUCAACAUUGGAGAUUACACCCUCAUCACUUCUUCCAACAAGACCACCAGCUACCAAGUCGAAAAGACUUGGUAUAAGAAGCACCUCGUCUCUGGCCCUCACUGGUUCGGGUACAGCUCGGCCGAGGGACAGUUUGGGGCGUGGAAGUGCCAGUUUUUGUGCAAUGCCGAGGAGGAGUGCAAUGGGUAUUUUGUCUGGUUUGAGGCUCGUGACGAGAAGGGGAGGGGGGAGACGAUGAAGUGUAAUCUGUUUGAUGCUGUCAUCCCCGAGUCGGCCUUGGUUUCUACCAAUGCUACUGGCUUUGUUGCUGGCGGGGCGUAUGAUCGGAUUUGCAAGGAGCAUGUCAAGUCGACCUGAACAGGGGGGAUGAGUUCAUGGGCUGAAAGAGCGGGUCAAUGGUAUCACUUUCUAGACAGAAAAGGCAGCUUUGAUGAGACAAACAACCAAGAGUUUUAUUGCGUCUCCAU
Messenger RNA from Podospora pseudopauciseta, 1163 nucleotides. RefSeq lists its product as uncharacterized. The coding region runs from base 442 to 1053 and encodes 203 amino acids. The transcript is spliced from 2 exons. NCBI's taxonomy places the organism in Eukaryota, Fungi, Ascomycota, Sordariomycetes, Sordariales, Podosporaceae. The record is from RefSeq and is a predicted model, not a curated record.